AGCUGCCUCAUCCCUGCCAGUGUCCGAGUGGAGCUCACGGGAGAAGGUGAGCGUCGCGCGUUCUCGUUGAUUCACGCCUCUCCCGCUCCAGCUCAUUCCAUCUUUUGUCUCGUGGUGUUUCAUCUCGCCGUUGCCGUGUGUGUAUGCGUUGCGUCAUCGCUAACUGACGUUUACAGUUUUCUGACUGGACUGGAAAGGAAGAGAGAACCUGACUGGGUAUUUUCCUUGUGUGAGUGUUUGCGGUGGCCGGCGGUCUCAGCCUCGUCGUGUUACGCACCGGCGACCGUCAGGUGAACACUUGUUAGUUUUUACCUGAGGGAAGUGUAGUGGCCUCGCACAGUGUUUUAACAGUGUUUAAUUUAAGCGAGUUCCGAAACGUCAAGGAAAAAAGAUACCGCUCGGAAACUGGAAGCGUAGUUGGUUCCCGUGGACGUUGUUGUCACCUGGUUUAGUAACAUUUCCACACACCUGUUGGCGUUUCCUGUCUUCAGUUAAUCCGCCGUCAGCUUCUAUCCUAAAGAUCUGCGAGGCUUCGGCAGUCACCAUUCCCGGGCUUUCGAGGAGGAAUCAGGCUGUCUGGCGUGUGUCUCCCAGUCAAGACGGAUUUUUAAGGUCGUGCUCGAGCCGUUGAAGUGAUGGUCGCGAGGGCGUCCCGGUGCUGAGAGGAGACGACGGCCUCGGUAGCCACACCCCCUUGCACCCUUCUGUACCCUUCAUCCUUCCCUUCGCCCUCACCGCCCCCAGCGCUGCUUCUUCUCGCCCUCCCCCCGCUCUCCUCCACCCGCCCUCACCUCCCCUCCCCUUCUCUCCCCCCGAGUCGUAGCAGAAGCUUCCCUCUCCCGCCGCAACCGCGUCCACUGCAAGCAUGUUCCGGUCGUCGCGGCUGCGGGUCCACACCUGCAAGAUCGUGCUGGUGACGUCGCUGGUGUGGUUCGUGAUGGACGUGGCGGUGAUCAUGUACUACAGCGACUGCUCGACGGGCUCGGGCUGGGGCUGCGGCAGGAGCGACGCGCAGGACCGCGAGAGCCGCGCCGAUCACCACCGCACUAACAAGGGCCGAGGCAUCCGGAACCACCGCGCCGACAACCACGACGUCGAUCUCGAGGGCUUCAAACUGGACUACCCGCCGGAGGAGUUGCAGAAGUGGGUGUCGCGGCCGCCCGUGCCUGAGCACCCCGGCCUCCCCGGGGAGAUGGGAAAGCCCGUUAGGACGCCGCCGGGACAGGAGGCGCUCAUGAAGGAGAAGUUCAAGCUGAACCAGUUUAACCUACUCGCGUCGGACUCCAUCAGCCUGAACAGGUCGCUUCCCGACGUGCGCCUCGAAGGAUGCAAGACCAAGAAGUACCCUCCGCUGAUGCCUACCACCUCCAUCGUGAUCGUCUUCCACAACGAGGCCUGGUCCACGCUGCUCCGAACCGUCUGGUCCAUCAUCCAGCGCUCCCCCCGGCCGCUGCUGCAGGAGAUUCUGCUCGUGGACGAUGCGUCUGAAAGAGACUACCUGGGCGAGGAGCUCGAGCAGCACGUGAAGACGCUGCCUGUCCCCGUGCGAGUGCUCCGAACCGUCGAGAGGUCUGGCCUGAUCCGCGCGCGCUUGCUGGGCGCCUCGCAGGUCAAAGGUCAAGUCAUCACCUUCCUGGAUGCCCACGUGGAGUGCACCGAAGGCUGGCUGGAGCCACUGCUGGCAAGGAUCGCCGAGGACAGAACAAGGGUUGUGUGCCCAAUAAUUGACGUCAUCUCAGACGAAACCUUCGAGUACGUGACGGCCUCUGACAUGACUUGGGGCGGAUUCAACUGGAAAUUGAACUUCAGAUGGUAUCGUGUACCUCAACGAGAGAUGGAAAGGAGAGGAGGUGACCGCACACAGCCACUGAGAACUCCAACAAUGGCAGGCGGUUUGUUCUCCAUUGACAAGGAAUACUUUGAGAAAAUUGGACGCUACGAUGAGGGAAUGGACAUCUGGGGAGGAGAGAAUUUGGAGAUGUCCUUCAGGGUGUGGAUGUGUGGGGGUACGCUAGAGAUCGCCACUUGCUCCCAUGUCGGGCAUGUGUUCCGCAAGUCAACCCCGUAUACGUUCCCUGGGGGCACUUCCAAAAUUGUAAACAAAAACAACGCUCGUCUUGCGGAGGUCUGGCUGGACGACUGGAAAGAAUUCUAUUACAGCAUAAAUCCAGGCGCACGCAGCGUUGAUUAUGGCGAUGUCGGCCCACGGAGAAAAUUGCGAGAGGACCUGAAGUGCAAGAGUUUCCGAUGGUUCCUGGAAAACAUUUACCCCGAGUCGCAGAUGCCUCUUGAUUACUAUUAUUUGGGAGAGAUAAUGAAUGUAAAUGGGGAAACGUGCUUGGCUACAUCUACUGAGAAUUUGCAAAUAGCUCAUUGUGACUUCAAUUCGGGAUCGCAGGUAUUUGCAUACACAAAACGGCAGCAGGUUAUGUCAGAUGAUAAUUGCUUGGAUGCAUCCAAUCCAAGUGGGCCUGUUAAGCUUGUCCGCUGCCAUGGCAUGGGUGGAAACCAGAUGUGGACCUAUAAUGAUCAGGAUGGAUCACUCCGACAUGUUAAUUCUGGUAGAUGUCUACAAAAGCCUGAUGCCCGUGAUGUCACUUUGCCUGUCUUGAGGCCAUGUGAUGGAUCAGCAGGUCAACAGUGGGUUAUGAAAGGCUCCUUCAAGUGGCAGGCUAACUGAGUGUAUGUCAUGACUGUUAUUUCUGAUGGUUACUGAAUUUCCCAGUAAUUCAUCUGCAUUGUACAUUAGCGGACUGAGUAGUAGAUGACUGUGAAAUGCCUACACAUUUUCAAUUUACAGGAUAAUAAUUGUUAACUGUAUUUUGAAAUGUUGUAUGUGCAUUGUAUCCUUGGGGUAUACAAUCAUUUAAAAAAAAAGAUAUGUAAAACUAUGACAUAUUAUGAACUUGUGUAUUUAAAAUGUGUGUCUUUAUGGAGAUUCAUGGUAUAUCAGUAGAUGAUAAUGCUUUAAGACAGAUAUGAUGUGAAAUAUAGGUAAAUUUCUACUGGUUGUGAAUAAUGGACCAGCUACUUAAAGAGCUCAAGGUCUGUUUUACCAAGAUCUUGGACUAUGGACAGACAUACCAUCCAUAAUGAAGCUAACAUUGUUUCAUCUUUUGUACUUAAUACACUUUUGAUUAAUGAAAAAGAUAGACUCCUACAUAGUGAUGGUUAUACUAUCUAAUUCUCUGGGCAUGGCAGAAAGAUUUACUUCUUAGGAAAUUAAUGUAUAGAGUGUUUGGUCCUUCUGUGGAAAUGAUAAAAUGUAAUCCCCAGAGUGGGGAUGUAGGUGAAGUUUGAGAAGACUAAUUUUUGAAGAAUGAAGUUUUGUUAAAAUUUGAUUGCAGAAAGAACAGUUAAAAGCAGUCUUAUAUUCCUGCCAAAGUAUAGAAAGAUUAUAUAAUACAUAGGUUCAAAGAAAAAAACUAUUUUGUGAGCUAGAAAUUAAUAUUAUAUAAACAUGAUGAUCAAUAUGGCAAUUAGUGUAAACAUACAGUGCAUGUUGUACCAAUAUUGAAAAUAUGUGCAGAUACAGUGAAGUAUGUAUAUAUAAUGUAAAUAUGAUAUUAUCCUGUAACUUCCAUAGUUAUAUCUUCCUGUAUUUUCUGUCCAGGUAAGAAUGUGUAACUAGUGCCUUCUAAGAAAGCCAGAGAAGGUUUUGUGUUGUAAUGGAAAACCUGGCAUAUAAACUAAGACUAUACCAUAAGAGUUGGUGUUGAUGGCCAUUCAUAUUAAUAGGAAAAGGUGCUGAGUAUUUUUUUUUUUUUUACUACAAAAAUCUAAUUAAAUUCAAUUGACAGUAGGUCACACCUGUUGUGAUUUAUGGGACUAAAAUGUGUAUAGUGAAAUAAUCCUGGAUUAUCAACUUCCCAAGAUUUGUAACACUAGACUUUCCACUUUUUUAUAUUAACAGACUUGUGAUUUAUCUUUAAUAGAUCUCCUUUCAUUAGCAUUCAAGUUACAAUGAAGUUUAAUAUAUAUUCAUGAAGUGAAGAGAUAUUUUUGACUGUUUGAUUUAAUGUGAGGUAUACAGAUUUCAUUUUAUUAUUUUCAAUACAGAGCAAGAGUUUAUGAUCAAGUAUGGCUUUGUAUAUGAUCAGUAGAUAAUAAGAGCAAAAAUAUAUAAAGAUCUUCCAUAAAUUAGGUGUAACUGAAAAUGUAAUAAUUACUUGAGUUUAAAUAAUGCACUCAGUGAAUUCUAAACCUCUUGAAGCCAAAUUUAUGAACACUAUUUCCAGCAAAAUGUAAUUAGAGUUUAAGAGGUUAAAUUAUAUUAUUAGUAUGCUCAAUGGACUUGAAUCUUUAUGUUAAGCAGAUUCUUUUGUGCUAUCAUGAAGAAACUGUGAUAAUUGCACAAAAUGUAUCACUGGGUAAGAUUGGUACAGUCAGAUAGGGUAAUUAUUUAAAAGUUGCAUACAGAGAAACUCAUAUUAUGGUAUUUAAUGUAUCAAAAUUAGGAUAUGGUAAAAGUAAUGAAUGAAAAUGGCUAUACAACUACAAUGUUUUGCUAGAACAUCAUACCCUUAAAGUGAAGUGAUCCAUUAUUAAUUGCCACUAAUGAGCUGUUUUGAAAUUUAAGGAUUGAAAAUAUAUUACCACGAUGUGAAUUCUCAGUAUGUUGAAGAGUUUUCUCGUGUCAUAAGAAAUUUGUUUAUUUCUCAGGUUACUAUUUUGAAUGAUAAGUAGACUAAGUCAGGUUAAAAGUGCUGAGACAAACAAGACAGCAUAUUAAGAAAAUGCUUGUGCAACUCACUCUUUUAUUACAGAUCUUAAACAUUGAAGGUUGAUAUGGCAAAUUUACUACUUUUAAACCCAUGCAAAGAGAAGUGUAAGUUUAUGAAAAUUUAAUUGAUAAAUCUAUUUGUGAAAUGAGGAAAACAGUGAACAUUUUUUUGAAAGUCAACCCAAACUUCACUGAUUGUCAGCUAUGAAUACACUUAAUUAUUUAUUAUUGUUAUCAUUCAUGUCUUGUUGAAAAGUCCUCAUGAUGGUGUGACAAUGGUUGUGAAUUUUUUGUGUGCAUUUUUGUUCUUCAUUUGCGGUGUUGGGACGAGUCUUUUCUCUCUUUUCUGUUUUGAAGUAAUUAGAUAAUAUCUUUCAUGGGUAUGGAAAGUUCUUGAAAGAGAAUCUAUAGACAGGGAUCUGAAUGUUCAGACUUGUAAUACUUUUCAUGAAAUCAAUUCACUAGGUCCAUCAUCAUCUAGACAGUGUUUUUAGUCAUGAUUCAUCCAUCAAUAUCAUAUAAGAAAAAAAUCUUGACCAUAUUGUGCUAUUCUGAAUUAUUCCUUGUGCCAAGACUCUCGGUAAAAAAAUUCUUUGUCAUGAAUUGUAUUAUCUUUGGAUAAAAGUAAGAUAUGCAUAUGUCAUUAGUGAUUCAUAAAGUUAUACAGUUGCCAUUGGAAAAUUAGUUAAUAACUAGAUUAGUUCCUUAGUACUAAAAAAGCUCCUUUUAACCCAGUGAUUCUUAAAAGGACAAGUAGAAAUGACAUAUGCAGAACAUAAAAGUAAAAUAUUUUGCUAUAUAUGGUCAUGAUUUUUUUGUUGUUGUUGUUAUGCUACCACUAAACAUUAUAUCACAGCUUACUUUUUAACAAGCAGAUUCCCCUCUCCCCCCACCCCCAUCCAAUUAACAGUGAACUGGAAGAUGUGAGGUACAACUUUUAGUGGGUUUUCCUUAAAAAUACCAUCAAUUCAUAGAAAAGAUAAGUGCUUUGUUAUUUUUCCACAUUCCAAUAUUAUCCACUUUCAUGCUUGUUUAAUAGGAAAGAAAAUUCCUUUGUGUGAGAUGCAUUUGUUUUGUGUUGUAUAUUAAGUUUGAAUUUGCUGAGUGAAUGUGUGAUAAUCCACAAUGUAACCCUUCCAUAUGAUAUUUUAUAACCUUAUUGGUUGUAAAAGUAUAUAAAAUAAGGAAAUAUGUGCCAAUGAGGAAUUCAAUAUUGAAACUUCAUAAGUAAAUAAGUAUGCCAAGUUGUAUAAUGUAGUGUGAGUGAUCAGCUAAAUAUAUUUGCGAUAGAGAAAAUCUGCAAGAACUGGACUUAUUAGGAAAUGAGCAUGAAAGUGGUGUUGUCUCUCUUUCCCAUUGGUAUUCUCUCUAUGUAGUGGAUCAUUCCAUAAUGCACCAAUGCAUUAUUUUCUUUAUCAAAGAUGUGCAUCAUACUUGAUUCUGUUAUGUGAUUUUCAUUGUUUUGAUAUUGUACAGUCUUCAUCAUUCCCAGUAGGAGUGGUAUUUUCUUGAAAGCUUGUUUUCAACCUUGGAAGGUUUUGACUAGAUGGAAACAGAAAAUUCAUCUUAUACAAGAGAAAUCUCGAAUGAACUUCAGGCUUAUAGGCAAUGUGACAAGUGUGUAGUUUUGAUUACAAAAUGUGAUUUAUAUAUAAACAAUAUGCACUUCACAAAGCUUGACUAAAAUAGAAACAAAGGCAGAUAGUUCCAUUUAGUGUUUACAAAACAGGAUGCUGGAUUUCCUGGUGAUCAUGUUUUAUUGACAUUAGGUUGCAUUUGCAGUGCACAAUUAGGGUUUUCUUUCCCCUUGGCAAUUUUGUAUUUUGUGUGUAAUUCUGGAAGAUAUAUUUUGUAUAUAUAUAUAUAUAUUAAUAUGUAUGAUUAGUGCAAAAUUUGAAAACUCAUGGCAGAAAGUGAUAUUCCACUAACUCUGACACGUGUAAGAGAAGUGAAUGGUCUAAAAAAAAGGAGAAAAAAAAAAAUCCUGUAAGUCCUCUUCCAUCUUGUGUGAGGCAGUAUGACUGCUGUUUGAAUGAAUGAAUGACCCAUUAUUUAAAUCUGAAGCUCAUUCAUAUAUUGUUGUUUGCCUGAUGAAAUGUGGUUGUGAUUCUCUAUAUAAAUGGUACCUGCAGUAACAUUCCUUCCUUAUAAUGGAACCUACAGUUUUGAUUCAUUUAUAUAGCAGAAGCAAUGACCAUGUUUCAGUACAUUAUAAGAUCUGUGAUCAUAAUCUUACAUGUAUUGGGAUGGUUGUUUGAUAUAAACAGUUUAAUUUUGAAGUGACAUAACUCCAUUUUUUAUUAUUAUGGAAUUUAAAAGCUAUGCUCUACUUUACUGUUGGUAUUUGAUUUUGAAACCAAUGAUAAAUGAAGAUCAGUUAAUGUUUUCCUUUUGGAUUAAAACAAAAAAAUAAAAACAAAAAAAAGAGUAAACACUUGAAAAUUAUAGAGCUAGAUUAAAUCAUCCCUUAAAUGUUAGUGAUGUGAUCAUUCUAUAUUGCAGCCAUACACAAUUUACAUGGCAGUGGAUUAUGGUUAUAAUUGUCUUCUGAAAUGAGUGGCCAUAUUCCUUUGUGAUGGCAUUUUUAGCCAUAUUGCUUUUCAAAAUCCAGUCUGGAAAUGAACCUUGUAGAAUAUUUUUACAUAGAUGGAGCCAAUCUUCAUUUUGCUGGGAAGUUCAAUUUCUUGUGCACACACAUUGCCAUUUUUUUUUAGGAUGUUGAGUUUACCUUUUUAAAAUUUUACAUUGUUUGGUGACUGAGUUACUAAAAGUGCUAUGUUAUAAAUUCCUAAACACGGUGCUUUUUAAAGCCAAACAUUAAGGGUCUUUUGAAGUGUAAGUGUAAAGUGACAAGAUAGAUGUUUAGGCAUUAUGACAUGCACUUUACUUAUAGGUGCUUGCAUUCUACCUUAUUAUGUUGGUCAUUUCUUUCUUUAUUUGUAAACCUAUAACUUAGGCAGAUGAAAAGAGUGACAAGUGACUUGCUAAUACUAUUUGUUGAUUGCAAGAAAAAACAUAAUUUAUUUUUAUAUGUACCAUGUGUAAACAUCCAAUUUUUAUUAUGUGACAAGAUCAACUUUUUCAUUAUUUAUUUUGACUGUAAUAAUGAUAAAAAAAAAAUCAGUGGACAAGGAUUAUGACCUAUGGUGAAAUAUCCAGAUGACUGUAAAAUUAAUUUUAUGUAAUCAAAGACUGUGCUGAUUUAUUGAAAUGUUGGGAAGAUUUGUGAAUAACUGUGUGUAUGUAUGGUGAUGGGAACCUUACAAAGUUUUUAAUAAAAUAUUUACAUUA
Molecule: messenger RNA, 8014 nt
Organism: Penaeus indicus
Lineage: Eukaryota; Metazoa; Arthropoda; Malacostraca; Decapoda; Penaeidae
Gene: Pgant5
Product: polypeptide N-acetylgalactosaminyltransferase 5-like
Exons: 14
Coding region: 866-2680 (604 amino acids)
Biological process (GO): protein O-linked glycosylation
Cellular component (GO): Golgi apparatus
Molecular function (GO): polypeptide N-acetylgalactosaminyltransferase activity
Source: RefSeq, a predicted model, not a curated record